Urocitellus parryii (Arctic ground squirrel) is the source of this 4075-nucleotide messenger RNA. It is a transcript of the gene Strn3, whose product is annotated as striatin 3. Gene Ontology annotation, molecular function: protein-containing complex binding; calmodulin binding; armadillo repeat domain binding. The record is from RefSeq and is a predicted model, not a curated record. Gene Ontology annotation, cellular component: dendrite. Lineage: Eukaryota; Metazoa; Chordata; Mammalia; Rodentia; Sciuridae.
CCCCCUUUCCCUAAAGUGAGUGAGUGAGACGGGCAGAUGGAGGAGGGAUUGUAAUGGCGGCGGCCGGCAGCUCCCUGCUCUGACCCACGGCAGGCACAUAGCAACGACCCCCUCCCCGCCCUUCUCCCGGCCGGCCUCCGCCCCGCCGUCGGCGCUGGGCCACCCUCCACGGCCCUUCCCCCAGCUGUCGGCGUCUAGCCCUGCGCCCCGGCCGGGGCCCCACACACAAUGGACGAGCUUGCCGGAGGCGGUGGUGGCGGCCCGGGAAUGACGGCCCCUCCCCGGCAGCAGCAGGGACCUGGGGGGAACCUGAGUCUUUCGCCGGGGGGCAACGGAGCGGCGGGCGGCGGGGGUCCUCCGGUCUCCGAGGGAGCCGGUCCCCCGGCAGGCCCCGAGCUGUCCCGGCCACAGCAGUACACUAUUCCGGGGAUACUGCACUACAUCCAGCACGAGUGGGCUCGGUUCGAGAUGGAGCGGGCGCACUGGGAGGUGGAGCGGGCCGAACUGCAGGCACGGAUAGCAUUUUUACAAGGAGAAAGAAAAGGUCAAGAGAAUUUGAAGAAGGAUUUAGUAAGAAGAAUAAAGAUGUUAGAGUAUGCAUUAAAACAAGAAAGGGCAAAAUAUCAUAAAUUAAAGUAUGGCACAGAACUGAACCAAGGUGAUUUGAAAAUGCCAACCUUUGAAUCAGAAGAAACCAAAGACACAGAGGCUCCCUCAGCACCUCAGAAUAGCCAGUUAACAUGGAAGCAAGGCAGACAGCUGUUAAGACAGUACCUUCAGGAAGUAGGUUACACAGAUACAAUAUUAGAUGUACGGUCUCAGCGGGUAAGGUCAUUACUUGGACUCUCUAAUUCAGAACCAAAUGGAUCAGUAGAAACAAAGAACUUAGAACAAAUCCUGAAUGGUGGUGAAUCUCCGAAGCAAAAAGGACAAGAAAUCAAAAGGCCUACUGGUGAUGUUCUUGAGACAUUCAAUUUCUUAGAAAAUGCUGAUGACAGUGAUGAAGAAGAGGAAAAUGACAUGAUUGAAGGCAUCCCAGAAGGAAAAGAUAAACAUCGGAUGAAUAAACACAAAAUAGGUAAUGAAGGCUUAGCUGCAGACCUAACUGAUGAUCCUGAUACAGAGGAAGCACUGAAAGAAUUUGAUUUUUUAGUGACUGCUGAAGAUGGUGAAGGAGCUGGAGAAGCACGGAGUUCAGGGGAUGGCACCGAAUGGGGGGUCAACAGAACAAAACUCUGCGACAUGAUAGCUGAUCUGGGAGAUGAUGAGCUGCCCCACAUCCCUUCAGGAAACAUUAAUCAGUCUAGGUCAGCCUCUACUAGAAUGACUGAUCAUGAAGGUGCAAGAGCAGAGGAAGCUGAACCAAUAACGUUUCCAUCUGGAGGAGGCAAGUCAUUUAUUAUGGGUUCUGAUGAUGUUUUGUUAAGUGUACUGGGCCUUGGAGACCUUGCAGACUUGACGGUAACAAAUGAUGCAGACUAUAGUUAUGAUUUGCCUGCCAAUAAAGAUGCCUUUCGAAAGACAUGGAACCCCAAGUAUACACUACGUAGCCAUUUUGAUGGAGUGCGGGCAUUAGCUUUUCAUCCUGUUGAACCUGUGCUGGUUACUGCCUCUGAGGACCAUACCCUGAAACUUUGGAACUUGCAAAAAACAGUUCCUGCCAAAAAGAGUGCCUCUUUAGAUGUAGAGCCUAUCUACACAUUUAGGGCCCACAUUGGCCCUGUUCUGUCAUUAGCUAUUAGUUCUAAUGGAGAACAGUGUUUUAGUGGUGGUAUUGACGCAACCAUCCAGUGGUGGAAUAUGCCUAGUCCUAAUGUGGAUCCAUAUGAUACAUAUGAGCCAAAUGUUCUAGCUGGCACUUUAGUUGCUCAUACAGAUGCAGUCUGGGGUCUUGCUUAUAGUGGCAUAAAAAAUCAGUUACUGUCUUGUUCAGCAGAUGGCACUGUUAGGUUAUGGAAUCCACAAGAAAAAUUGCCAUGUAUUUGCACUUACAAUGGAGACAAGGAACAUGGAAUACCUACAUCUGUUGACUUUAUUGGCUGUGAUCCAGCUCAUAUGGUGACCUCUUUCAACACUGGUAGUGCAGUAAUUUAUGAUUUAGAAACAUCACAGUCAUUGGUGAUGCUUUCAUCACAGGUAGAUUCUGGUUUACAAUCCAUUAAUCAUAUUAACAGAAUAGUAAGUCAUCCCACACUUCCUGUUACAAUAACGGCUCAUGAAGAUAGACACAUCAAAUUUUUUGACAAUAAAACGGGUAAAAUGAUCCAUUCUAUGGUAGCUCAUUUGGAUGCUGUUACAAGUCUAGCAGUAGAUCCUAAUGGAAUCUAUUUGAUGUCGGGAAGCCAUGACUGUUCCAUUAGAUUAUGGAAUUUAGACAGCAAGACAUGUGUACAAGAAAUAACAGCUCAUAGGAAGAAAUUGGAUGAGUCAAUUUAUGAUGUUGCUUUCCAUCCAUCAAAAGCAUAUAUUGCAAGUGCAGGAGCUGAUGCCCUUGCCAAAGUAUUUGUGUGAAWCCACAAAAACUCACAUCAUGACAAAAGAUUUGCUUGGACAGAAAAAGGGUCUCCAUCACUGCCAUCAGAAAGGUUAUUGAUAUAACACUACAUGUGUUCUGCCUGGUGAAGGCUAUUUGGGGCAGGCAUAAAUUGGUAGAAAUCACAUCUUAAUGUCAGGCUCAUUAAUUUAAUUGUAAUUACUGUAUUUUGUGGGACAUAAAGAAAAAGGACUCCAGUAUUUGUGGCCUGUACUGGAUAUGAACUGAGCGUAUGUCUGUUUUUUAGGUGUCUCUAAGCCAAUGUGGAGUCUGAUCUUUCAAAGACUUUUUUUUUUUUUCCCCUAAAGGACUCUGUGUGCUGCCUUAGGGUUAGGAAUGUGGUGCUCUUGUGGGGGAAAGUGAGCUCCAAGAGUAGCUUUUUUUCCAUCUCUUAGUGAUCUUAUGUUUAUCAGUUGAAUGCCACAGAUUCCCUUUUGAACUUAUUUUGCUUUAAAAAAAGAAAAAGAAGAAAAAUAAAAUUUAACUUAAAAUAUUUUAGCAUUAGUUGCACAAAAUGUUUGGAUAAAAUUCUAGUUUUUAUAAGUCUUUUUAUAUAUUUAGCCUGUCACAACAGUGCUCAAGAUUGUAUUGAAGUUUUUCUGCAUUAUACAACCCUAAACACUGAGAUCUCACUGACCAGCCACCCCCUUAACCACUUUUCUUUCCUCCUUUUGCCUAAUACAGCUCAGCUAAGUCCUUSCAUAAAGAUGCUAAAUCACCUUCAUCAUUACAUAAAUGUCUUCAUGAACAAAGGACUAUUAAGUGUAUUAAAAUGAAACAGUGGGGUUUAGUACUCCAAAGGAACUCUUUAAAAAACUAAUCUUGGCAUCCUAUCACUAUGUGAUAUUUUGUACAUCUUACUGUAUUUACAAGUUUAUUUAUCAAGGAUUAUCCAUCUUGCUAAUGGCCUAUUAUUUAUUUCACUUUUUGUUGGUCUUUAUAUCCUUUUAUUAAUGUGCUAAAGAAACCUGUAUAUCUAUUUUGGAACUCCUUUGAAUAGUCUAAAAUAGACUAAAAAUGGAAUAUUUUAUAGUUUAUGUUACAAAACAAGGUGUCCCCCCACCCAAGAUAUAUAUCUUGGUUUACCAUGAUUCCAAACAAAAUUAUCUUGUUUAAAAAUAUUUGGAGUAAAAUUUUAUUUGCAUUACAAAUAGGAUACAAAGUAGUUCAAUCAGGAAACAGAAAUCUGCUGUGUUGGGACUAGUUUUCCCUGUUUUAUUUUUUUAGAUGUGCUUAAUUUUAUGGUGUACCUAAAGAUUUUGUUUGUGUAAUGCAUGAUUAAGACAAUAAAGUAUUUUUUCUAGUCUUCCAAAAAAAACUUUUCCGAUCAGUUUGCAAGUUUUGAUGAGUUUUGUAAGGGUUUUUGUUUUACAAACUAUGAAUCAGCAAAUUUUUAAGAUUGUACCACAAAGCAAACGUACAGCUGUUGAAAAAUAAUGUAUAUAAAAUGCAUAUAAUAAAUAUAAAUUGUGUACCUGUAUGUUACUGUUGGCUACAUCAUUUUGUGUUGAAUAAUAAAGUGCAAUACUCUCCAUAAUUAAA